GUCAACAACUACUUGACUUUGUAAGGUUCUCCAGCGAUGUAUUGAAUUCCUAUUCUAAAUUUGAUUGUAUGCCCGAUUGGCGCGCGGGAACAGUCGCAUGUCAAUUGUUGGCGGGAACGCGUUGUUUUUUUUUUAUUUUCCAUUUACGAGUGAUAGUGAUGUGAUGUGCUGUUCGGAUUUUUGAUGUUAACGAUUGCGUUCUUCGUAGUUACCGUUGUUUUUGGUUAUUUUUUACGACAGAUUUUGAAUAAACCCUCGGAUUCGGUUGAAAGUCAGAUAAUGAGCGAUCAGGAGCAGGCUAGGUGCUCUUCGAGCGAGAGCGACAAUUUCGAGAAGAUCGACUCCGAAGACCUUCCGGAACAGAAUGACAAGCCAGGAUUCACCGUCGGUGAAGAUGAAGACGAGGGCCCAGCUAACGAAGGGGGUGAUUUCUUCCCCAACGCCCCCCCUCCUAAUCUGAAGCCGAAGAUGACCAUCGUCCAACAGCUCGCGUUGGCAGAGAAGCGGAGUAAACUCAAGCCGUCUAUGUCCCAGGGCACGGUGAUCCACAGCCAGCGUUUCCAGGAGAAAGACUUCACCGUUGCCACUCCGGAGGAAUUUGUCAAGCGGUUCCAGGGCACCAAGGCUAUUAAUAAGGUCCUAAUCGCGAACAACGGAAUCGGCGCAGUAAAAUGCAUGCGCUCCAUCCGAAGAUGGUCGUACGAGAUGUUCAAAAACGAACGCGCAGUGCGCUUCGUCGUUAUGGUGACCCCAGAAGAUUUAAAGGCAAAUGCAGAAUACAUAAAAAUGGCGGACCAUUACGUUCCCGUUCCCGGGGGAUCGAACAACAACAAUUACGCCAAUGUCGAGCUCAUCGUCGAUAUAGCCAUCAGGACUCAAGUGCAGGCCGUAUGGGCCGGCUGGGGUCACGCCUCAGAGAACCCUAAACUACCCGAAAUGCUACAUCGCGCCGGGGUAGUCUUUAUCGGUCCUCCAGAAAAGGCUAUGUGGGCUCUGGGAGACAAAAUCGCAUCCUCUAUAGUCGCCCAGACGGCUGAUAUCCCGACUUUGCCUUGGAGCGGAAGUGAUCUAAAAGCGGAGUACAACAGCAAAAAGAUCAAGAUCUCCUCUGAACUGUUCGCCCGCGGUUGCGUCACAACCUCAGAACAGGGUCUCGCCGCGGCGCACAAGAUUGGCUUCCCCGUUAUGAUUAAGGCUUCCGAAGGCGGCGGCGGCAAGGGAAUCAGAAAAGUGGAGAACGCUGAUGACUUCCCAUCCAUGUUCCGACAGGUGCAAGCUGAGGUGCCUGGUUCCCCUAUCUUCGUGAUGAAGCUCGCUAAAUCGGCCCGCCAUUUGGAAGUGCAGCUUAUUGCUGAUCAGUACGGUAACGCCAUCUCUCUGUUCGGACGUGACUGCUCAAUUCAGCGUCGGCAUCAGAAAAUCAUUGAAGAAGCGCCGGCAGCCAUCGCCAGGCCAGACGUCUUUAUUGAAAUGGAAAAGGCCGCCGUCCGUCUAGCCAAAAUGGUGGGCUACGUGUCAGCCGGCACAGUGGAAUACUUAUACGAGCCAGCUACCGGGCAAUACUACUUCCUGGAGCUAAACCCUCGCCUGCAGGUGGAGCAUCCUUGCACGGAGAUGGUCGCCGACGUCAACCUGCCCGCUGCGCAGCUGCAGAUCGCCAUGGGUCUACCGCUGUACCAUAUAAAGGACAUACGCCUGCUGUACGGCGAAGGACCCUGGGGUCUAUCAGCCAUUGAGUUGGACGAACCUAAGCAACGCCCAUCGCCGUGGGGACACGUUAUUGCUGCACGUAUCACUUCUGAGAACCCUGACGAAGGUUUUAAACCGUCAUCCGGUACAGUACAAGAGCUAAACUUCCGCUCCUCAAAGAACGUGUGGGGCUACUUCAGCGUAGCGGCCUCUGGAGGCCUACACGAGUUCGCGGACUCACAGUUCGGACACUGUUUCUCAUGGGGCGAAACCAGAGAACAGGCUAGAGAGAAUCUCGUAAUAGCGCUAAAGGAGCUCAGCAUCCGCGGUGACUUCAGAACUACCGUGGAGUACCUCAUAACGCUCCUGGAGACUCCCGCCUUUCAGAACAACGAUAUCGACACCAGCUGGCUUGACGCACUCAUCGCCGAGAGAGUACAAUCGGAGAAACCCGACAUCAUGCUGGGUGUUCUCUGUGGUUCCAUCCUGAUCGCUGACAGCAUCAUUACCACCCACUUCCAGGACUUCAAGAGUGGUCUGGAGAAAGGUCAAAUCCAAGGCUCCAGCCAGCUCUCAAACAGCGUGGAAGUGGAACUUAUCCACACUGGCAGCAAGUACCGCGUGCAAGCGUGCAAGUCCGGACCUACUACCUACUUCCUGGCCAUGAAUGGAAGCUUCAAGGAGUUGGAGGUCCAUAAGCUGACUGAUGGAGGUACCCUCCUAUCCGUGGACGGAGCAUCCUACACGACGUACCUGAAGGACGAAGUAGACAAAUACCGCAUCGUCAUCGGCAAUCAGACCGUCGUCUUUGAGAAGGAGAAGGACCCGUCGAAACUGCGAUCCCUUUCGGCGGGGAAACUUAUCAACUGUCUGAUUGAGGACGGCGGGCAUGUGGAUAAGGGACAGCCUUAUUGCGAAAUUGAGGUGAUGAAAAUGGUGAUGACCCUCGCGGCACCCGAAGCCGGCAAGAUCACGUGGAAUCUUAGACCUGGUGCCGUCUUGGAGAUGGGAUCUCUCAUAGGAACUCUUGAUCUGGACGACCCAUCCCUAGUUACCACGGCAACGCCGUACAAGGGACAGUUCAUACACGAAGAGAACCCCCAUCUUUCUGAGAAGCUUAGCCAACAACACAACAAGUACAGGGCUAUACUCGAGAAUAUACUCGCUGGUUACUGUUUGCCGGAGCCAUACAACACGCCCCGCUCGCGUGAAAUUGUUGAGAAGUUCAUGCAGAGUUUGCGAGACCCGUCGCUGCCACUGCAAGAGCUACAGGAGGUGCUAUCCUCAGCGUCGGGCCGUAUUCCCCUCGCUGUAGAGAAGAAGGUCCGCAAACUGAUGUCGCUAUACGAAAGGAACAUCACCAGUGUGCUGGCGCAGUUCCCGAGCCAACAGAUCGCUAGUGUUAUCGACCACCACGCCGCUUCGCUGCCGAAACGUGCAGACCGAGAUGUGUUCUUCAUGAGCACUCAAGCUUUAGUUCUUUUGGUCCAGAGAUAUAGGAAUGGCAUUCGAGGCAGAAUGAAGGCGGCCGUCUACGAUUUGCUGAAGCAAUAUUAUCAAGUCGAAAGCAACUUCCAACUGGGCUCGUACGACAAAUGCGUGAUGGCUCUCCGCGACAAACACAAGGACGACAUGCAAGCCGUCGCCGACAUCAUAUUCUCACACAACCAAGUCGCCAAGAAGAACCUUUUGGUGACACUGUUAAUCGACCACCUGUGGUCCAACGAGCCCGGUCUGACCGACGAGUUGGCGGCCAUUUUGAACGAGCUGACGUCACUGCAUCGCGCUGAACACAGCCGAGUCGCGCUCAGGGCCAGACAAGUACUGAUUGCGGCCCAUCAGCCGGCCUACGAGCUGCGUCACAACCAGAUGGAGUCCAUCUUCCUGUCCGCCGUGGACAUGUACGGACAUGACUUCCACCCUGAGAACCUUCAGAAACUGAUCCUCUCCGAGACUUCCAUAUUCGACAUACUGCACGACUUCUUCUACCAUACCAACCAAGCAGUAAUCAACGCGUCGCUGGAAGUUUACGUUCGUCGCGCCUACACCUCAUACGAGAUCCAAUGCUUGCAACACCUGGAUUUGUCAGGAGAGCUAAGCGUAGUGCACUUCCAGUUUGUGCUGCCUACUGGACACCCUAACAGAAUCCCGCUGAGCCAAUCAGAGAUCGAGUUAGCAUCAGCUCAAGACGCCGAAGGUAUACCGGCGGAAUUAUGUACCGCCGCCAUGAAGAAAUGCCACCACCGGACGGGCGCGUUGGCAGCUUUCGACUCUUUCGAGCAUUUCGCGCAGUAUGCUGACGAGUUGCUGGACCUAGUUCAUGACUUUGCUAGCACAGCCAGCGUGAGGAGAGAGGACCUGCAAGCUUUGCAGGAGGGCAGCGAGAGUCGAGGCGACAGCACCAGCAUCAAUGUCGGUAUGGAUUACAAGCCCAACGAUACGGAGGAAGCGAACCUGGAGCCCAUCCACAUCCUAAUGAUCGGGGUGCGAGACAACGGGGAGAGCGAUGACGUGGCCCUCGCGCGUCGCUUCGGCGGAUUCUGUCGCGCGCACAGACAGGAAUUACACCAGAAGAGGAUCCGGCGUGUCACCUUUAUGUCGCUCAUCAAGCGUCAAUUCCCCAAAUUCUUCACAUACCGCGCCCGUAACGACUUCACCGAAGACACGAUCUACCGGCACCUGGAGCCAGCCUCGGCCUUCCAGCUGGAGCUAUACAGGAUGAGAAGCUAUGAGCUGGAAGCCCUGCCUACCAGCAACCAGAAGAUGCAUCUAUACCUGGGCAAGGCUAAGGUGAAGAAGGGUCAAGAGGUGACGGACUACCGUUUCUUCAUCCGCUCCAUCAUCAGACACCAGGACCUCAUCACCAAGGAGGCCAGUUUCGAGUAUCUGCAGAACGAGGGAGAGAGGGUGCUGCUAGAAGCAAUGGAUGAGCUGGAGGUGGCUUUCUCCCAUCCGCUGGCCAAGAGGACCGACUGCAACCACAUCUUCCUCAACUUCGGACCCACCGUCAUCAUGGACCCGUCCAAGAUUGAGGAAUCUGUCCUCGGUAUGGUGAUGCGAUACGGGCCCCGGCUUUGGAAGCUCAGGGUUCUGCAGGCGGAGAUCCGAUUCACACUCAGAAUAGCUAUCGUGGUGUUUCAGAUCAUGUUCCAAUCGUUCGGAGCGCGCCAAGGACCCAUGCACGGCCUGCCGAUCUCCACUCCCUACGUCACUAAGGACUAUCUGCAGCAAAAGAGGUUCCUGGCUACGUCACAAGGCACUACGUACGUGUACGAUCUACCCGACAUGUUCAGACAAGUCGUCGAGAGGAGAUGGCGAGAAUGCAUCGAGGACGGCAGUGUUGAAGGCCCUGCACCGGAUAAUGUCAUGGCGGCUGUGGAAUUAGUGGUUGAGCCGGAAGGCGAACGGAGAGUGGUGGAGGUGACGAGGCUGCCUGGACAGAAUACCGUCGGCAUGGUAGCCUGGCGCUUAACACUGUACACUCCCGAGUGCCCCAAGGGUCGCGACAUCGUCGUCAUAGCGAACGAUCUGACCUACUACAUGGGUUCCUUCGGGCCUCAGGAAGAUUGGGUGUACUACAGGGCAUCGCAAUACGCUAGGGAACUCAAGAUCCCGAGGCUAUACAUCAGUGUUAACUCCGGCGCUCGUAUCGGCGUCGCUGAAGAGGUCAAACAAGCGUUCAACGUCGCGUGGAUCGACGCCGAACGCCCGGAGCGAGGCUUCAAGUACCUGUACCUGACCCCGGAGGCCUACAGCCGCCUCGGGCCGCUCGGCUCCGUCAAAACCGAGCUCAUUGAUGAUGAGGGGGAGUCCAGAUACAAGAUCACAGAUAUUAUUGGCAAAGAAGACGGCCUUGGUGUUGAAUGUCUUCGCGACGCGGGUCUCAUCGCGGGAGAAACGGCCCAGGCUUACGAAGAUGUGGUCACGAUAUCUGUCGUCACUUGCCGCGCUAUCGGUAUUGGAUCUUAUGUUGUCAGACUCGGCCACCGCGUGAUCCAAGUAGAGAACUCCUACAUCAUCCUAACCGGCUACGCCGCCCUGAACAAGGUCCUCGGCCGCGCGGUCUAUGCCAGUAACAACCAGCUCGGAGGCAUCCAGAUUAUGCACAAUAACGGAGUCACUCACGCCGUGGCCCCUACGGACUUGGAUGCUGUCGCUACAGCUGUCAGGUGGCUGUCUUAUGUCCCUAAGGACAAACUAUCCAUGGUGCCCAUCAUGCGAAUCUCGGACCCGAUCGAGCGGCCCGUGGAAUGGAAGCCGCCGCGCACGGCCCACGACCCGCGGUUGAUGCUCACAGGCGACGGAGCGCGGGCUGGCUUCUUCGAUGUCGGCACCUUUGAUGAGAUCAUGAGGCCGUGGGCGCAGACGGUUAUUGCUGGCCGCGCCCGUCUCGGCGGUAUCCCAGUCGGAGUGAUCGCAGUCGAGACUCGAACGGUGGAGUUGACCCUGCCCGCUGACCCCGCUAACAAGGAUUCAGAGUCCAAGACGCUACAGCAAGCCGGACAGGUAUGGUUCCCCGACUCUGCGUACAAGACUUCACAGGCCAUCAACGACUUCUCUCGCGAGAACCUGCCCAUCAUGAUCUUCGCUAACUGGCGUGGCUUCAGUGGUGGACAGAAGGACAUGUACGAAGAGAUUUUGAAGUUCGGCGCCGAGAUCGUGCGCGCCCUCCGUCACGCCACCGCUCCCGUGUUAGUGUACAUCCCGCCUGGCGGCGAGCUCAGGGGGGGAGCGUGGGCGGUCGUUGACCCCAGCGUGAACAGCGCUCGCAUGGAGAUGUACGCCGAUCCGGAGGCCAGGGGCGGUGUCCUUGAAGCAGAGGGCAUCGUGGAGGUCAAGUUCAAGCAGCGGGACACGCUCAAGGCCAUGCAGAGGCUAGACCCUGAACUGCAGAGGCUCAGCGCUAGGAUAGCAGAAUUGAAAGACCAGAUCGCCGACCUGUCCAAGCGGUUCGACCGUCGCGGCUCCAUCGAUGACGUGCUAGUUCGCACGGAGGCCGGGCGCGAAGCCGAGAACAAGGCCCGGGAGCUGGAGACUGAACUGCAGCAGUGCGAGAAGAACGCCAAGGCCAGGGAGAAGGAGCUACAGCCUAUAUACCACGAGAUCGCUGUACAGUUUGCCGAGCUGCACGAUACAGCGGAGAGGAUGUUAGAAAAGGGCUGUAUAUUUGACAUAAUUCCCUGGAAGGACUCCCGUCGCUUCCUGUACUGGCGUUUGCGGCGUCUGCUGCUGCAGAACCAGCAGGAGCGGCGCGUGCAGGCCGCGGCGCGCCAGGCCGCCGAGGACAUGGACCAGGGCGCCGCCGCCGCCACGCUGCGGCGCUGGUUCACCGAGGACCAGGGCGAGACGCAGUCUCACCAAUGGGAGCGAGACAACGAGGCAGUUUCCAAGUGGUUCGAGGCUCAAACGUGCGACGACAACUCGGUGCUGGAACGAAACCUCCGCGCCAUCAAACAGGAUUCCGUCAUGAACGCCGUCAACAGCCUUGUUAUGGAACUAACACCGUCUCAGCGAGCGGAAUUCAUCAGGAAACUCACAGCUUUAGAAAUGGAGCAAUAGGACGCCGGUAGAUAGAACAAAUUAUAUUUAGAAUAAGGCCUGAAUGAACGCUCAAUCACACCUCUGACAAUGGCGAUCAAAUAUAUGAAAGAGGCGCGUUCCUACGUACACAGUCUAAGCUCGUGUAGGUGAACGCGUACCAUGCUUGUGUGAGUGAGAGACAGGUAACUGUGAGACGAGAUCGGGAGGGGGGGGGGGGCAGCGGGGAGUGGCCAUACUGUACGAUAGUACACUUUAUCAUACUGUGCUCAUAUUGCGCGAUCACUCAGGCCUGAAGCUAGGAACAUACUACGCGGACGUCCGUCGUAAAUCGACCGCGACCGCGACCGAUCAGUGUGCACGGUCACAAAACAUCCAGCGAGCCAGAUUUCGAUCGGACGUCCAUGCG
Molecule: messenger RNA, 7636 nt
Organism: Leguminivora glycinivorella
Lineage: Eukaryota; Metazoa; Arthropoda; Insecta; Lepidoptera; Tortricidae
Gene: ACC
Product: acetyl-CoA carboxylase
Exons: 51
Coding region: 184-7248 (2354 amino acids)
Biological process (GO): fatty acid biosynthetic process
Molecular function (GO): acetyl-CoA carboxylase activity; ATP binding; metal ion binding
Source: RefSeq, a predicted model, not a curated record